UAAACUUGAAAAGCUUGCAUGGAAUUCUCGUUUUUUUUACAGAUGUGAGAUAAGCAGAAUGUCGGAGGUUGAGGAUGAAGAUAAAGAAUCCAGGCAGAUGUCUGAAGAUGAUACUGCUCGUAAGUUCUGCAGCAAGACUUUAGACCAACCAUCAGUCAACACACCCAGGUCAGACUUGAACUGUGGACAUGAGACAUCAGUGAGUGAAAUAAAUCCUGAAGAUGAGACUACUCGUACAUUCUGUAUCAAGUCAUCAGAGCAACCGACAGUUAGCACUCCCAGGUCAGACUUGAACUGUGGACAUGAUACAUCAGUGAGCAUCCCCAGGUCAGACUUGAACUGUGGACAUGAGACAUCAGUGAGCACCCCCAGGUCAGACUUGAACUGUGGACAUGAGACGUCAGUGAGCACUCCCAGGUCAGACUUGAACUGUGGACAUGAGACAUCAGUGAACACUCCCAGGUCAGACUUGAACUGUGAACAUGAGACAUCAGUGAGCACCCCCAGGUCAGACUUGAACGGUGGACAUGAGACGUCAGUGAGCACUCCCAGGUCAGACAUGAACUGUGGACAUGAGAUGUCAGUGAGCACUCCCAGGUCAGACUUGAACUGUGGACAUGAGACGUCAGUGAGUGAAGUGAGUCCUGCCACACCUCACCAGGACUGUUCUAAUACCACCAUGUACGAGAUGGAUGGUCAGCGCUUGUUUGAUUGUGACACAGACGUCCAGAAUAACACAACAUAUGACAAUAGAGGAUGGCUUUGUGGUGAGCAAGAAAAGUACACUUUGUCACAGAAGUCAGCUGAAUGUAGCACUGAUGAUAGAGAGAAUCCCUCUAGUGUGGAUCCUGUCCGGGCUGACACAGACAUCAGUGAUGAUAGAGAGAAUCCCUCUAGUGUGGAUCCUGUCCGGGCUGACACAGACAUCAGUGAUGCCAACACUAGUCACAGUUCUGCUGAUACAAGUCAGAAGUUCUAUGUGAUGUCGAAUGUAGAUGAAUCAUCUUAUUCCUGGCACACUGUCAGUGAACUGGCUUCUACCAUGCAGACAAAUGAUUCCAAGAAACGAGCUGAUGCUAAUGUUGAUGGUGAGAAGGGAUGUGAUUUGGAAAAGAUGUCUGAAAAGCACAAGAAGAGUAUUCAGUGGGCCAGUGUUCUCAACUUGCUACAUGGUGACAACAGUCAUGUGAUUGAUUGGAAUUUUGUUAAUACUAACAAAAGUGACAGAGAGUGUACCUCACUUGACAGUCGUCACAUGUCUGGUCCAAGUGAUAGCCAAGCUGAUCAGCAUUCUCAUACCACUACACUGGUAAAUCAUCAACACUCAGCAUCUACAUCUGAUUCAGUAAAUCAUCAACACUCAACAUCUAUUGCAGUAAAUCAUCAACUUUCAUCUACAUCAGGUCAUACCAACACCACUGCCUUAGUGGAUCAUCAACACUCACGUUCAUCAGAAGAUCAUCAAAACUUGAUGUCUACCUCAAGUCAUACUAGUACUGCUACCGUAAAAGAUCAUCGGCACAUGUCUACCUCAGUAGAUUGUCAACACUCAGCAUCUGGUCAUCCCAGCACCUCUAUCAUGGAGGACCAUCAACACUCACCAUCUACACCAGUAGUUCAUCAACACACAUCUGCAUCAGGUACUUCCCACAGUGAUCUGAAUUGUUUUUCAGAUACUUCAAGUAACUGCAGCAUGUCGGUGACUAAUCCCCAUUUGUACACAACACACACAAUAAACAGAAACUCUGAUGGCUUGUUCCAGCAUGGUGAUAUACAGUGUUCCCCAACGGCACAAAGAAACACUUUUCACAGCACUGCAGAAGAUAAAGAAUUGUUACAUGAAAAAAUGGACAAAACAAAUAUUAAAUAUAAUGUCAUUUCACCUCACAGAGCCACAAAACGCCACUGGCAAGAUACAGCAGGAUUUGACAGUAACCCUAUUCUUGACGGUGUGAAAACUCCAUGUUUGAAUCCUUGUUACGCUGCCCCUGUCUUACCACAGACAGUUGACAGUUCUGCAAAAUCCUCAACAAAGUCAGCAGCAAAACCUCUGAUGCCAUUCUUCUUUGGUGCAGCACGUGGAAGUGUGAUUCUUCCUGAUAACCUAUUAUCUUCAGUGAAAGGCACUCCUGAUGGACAGCUCUCCAUCCAGUACAAUGUUAAUGACCCGUAUACACAGAGACUCAACUAUCAGCCCAUAGCUGCCAAAGUCAGCGAUAUUCACCAGAUGAUUUAUUUACUUCACCAGUCCCAAUCGAACGAUACCAAAGCUAAGAAGAUCAAACCUGUGUUUAAUGAUUUCCUCAACAAAGAUUGUGUUCCCAUUACAAUUUGCAACAGAUCCUAUAUAUGUACAAGGAAAGCCUUGAGUAACAGGACCGUGAAGGACUUGAUAGACACCGCCAGCUUGUUACCCGGAGCAGAGUCUUCUGAUUCUGAGUUGGAUGAAACAUCAGAAGGUACAGAUGAGGAGGAGGAUGAUGAUGCAGCAACCUUAAAAGGUAGUAAUUCAGUUUGUAGUGGUGACAAAAUACAUGCUGGCUCAAACAGUAAUGGUCCCUUUUUACCAGUACAAACAUCAGCUGAAAGUGUUACAGGAAGCCCAUUGAAAGUUAGCUGUGAUAGGACACAGUUGAUGCACACAAAUAGAAUGAAACGAGACCAUACAGACAGUACAACAAGUGAUGGUGAUGAACUGGUGUGUACAGCAGUAAACAGUGUGUCGUGUUCACAUACCGUCAAGGCAACAAGUGAUGAUCAACACAUUCAGUCAGUUCAUUCAGCAGUGGAGUUAAGUUCUGACAAUUCACAGACUCGGUCAGAUGUAUCAUGGUCAUUACUUAACAAAAGUGAUAGUUUAAAAGAAUCUACAGACAGGAACAGUAAUCUCUGUGACAGAACUUUGAUGAUGGAAGGCAAAUAUGAACAAAACAGUUCUAUUCAGAAAACAAAUAUGGUACUAUGUGAACAAGGGAGCACUGAGGAUUUUUGUAGCAAAAGCAAUUACUUGUGUAGGAAUCAAAAGUCUAGUAACCUCAAAAGUUAUGUUCCUGUUAGAGCUGACAAAACAUUUGAGACCAAGGAUGCAGGACAAAGUGUGAUGUCAACCCAUUGUUCCAGCAGUAAGACUGACCUUUCAUUGCUGUAUGGCUUGUUGAGAGCAGACUUUGGUGAGCAUGUUGACCGGCAUGGACGAAAUGAUGGGACCAAUAUGCCACAUGUUUCAGCAAAUACUCUGACAGUGCCACUGGAUCUUCGAGUUGACCAUCCAUCAACAAGUUGUACCGAAUACAAAUCUGGUUCCGGUAAGAUGUCCGUCGUCCCAGAUCACCUUUACCAACAGACAGACUGGAACAUGAACAGUAAGGUGCCAGUGUCAUCCGAUGUGUACUCUAAUCCGUGUCCUGCCUAUUUUCCCACUCUCCACUGUGAUACUUUACCACCAGUUUCUGCCAGCUUCCCACCAGGUAUGUCUAACUUUUAUGAGAACAACAUUACUGCCAUGAUGUCAUCAUCUCAGACACAUCCAGUAGAGGUAGCUGUGCCUGCAGUCUCGGGAGUGCUUGGACAGAACAGUAUGCAAAUGUCCAGUUGGAACCAGUCUAACUGCUGGGUGAACCAGUCUGUCCACACUCUGGGGAAAGAUGUCGGUGAUUCCAUUCAGAGACCAUGUAGUCAGCAGACGCAGCAUGUGUUUUACACUCCAUCUUUGGAAAGUGUGUCCAGGAUGCCAUCACCAAAUGUACAGAGAAGUUUAUUUUCUAAUGAUGUGUCGUCCCUGAAUUCACAAGCCUCGUUGUCUGCAGUGUCAUACACGAGAACAACUGAUACAUCUAGACAACAGCCAGUUUGUACAGUGGACCCUCAAAGUCUGAUGUACCAGUGUUCUGAGGAGGAUGCUGAAAUGGUGCAGAUGGUUCGGAGCGACGGGUAUUCCCGAGAAAGCAAGCCCAAACCCAGACACUUCCUCAUCAGUGAACUCCGCAUCGGUAACUAUAAGUUUUCAUGUAGUGGAACGAAUGGUGAUAGGACAUCAAAGAUAAAGAUACUGUUCAGUCGAAGAAAACUGGUGUACGAGUUACAGCUGAACGAGACAACAAAUACGGUGUUGUCGUGUAUCAAACAGCUGGCGGCGGUGGAGGUCCCUUUUGAGACGAUCGUUCACCUGUGGGGUCAUGACAAGCACGUGAUCGUUGAGUUAUCAAAGAGUCCUCUCAUGUUCCUGGGUACGCGGGUAUCCGACUCCAGCAGGCCCAAGCUGCAUUACAGUCACAUGCCGUGCUACGAUCGGUCAAAACACGUUGACGUCACCGGGGGAUACCUCCCCAUUGCUCCCUACCACUUUAUUACAUUGCGAAGUUCAAGCGUAGACAAAGUGAAGCAGUGUUUUGCCGAGUUCAGCGACAGAUUUUGUGAGAUGCUGCUGCGCCCUCUCAUUGUGAAUCCACAGAAAAAGCUAGAGAAUCACAAGCAGACAACAGAUGUGACAAUGCAUCUGAAGUCACAAAAUUCAACACAAAUACAGAAUAUGCCCCCAUCGUCAACUGCUGAUUCUAACAACAAUAAGAUCGUCCCCAGUGAGCCCGGAUGCAGCUGUGUAGGUGGUUGUCGAUCUAAGAUGUGUCCGUGUCGUAAGCAAGGCACGGUGUGCUCCGACUGCUGUGUGUGUUACAGCUGCGACAAUCCACUUAACAUGCUGGACAAGAUGGGUGUCGCCGUCGACAUGGCGUGUCUUGAUGCCUGCCUUAUGCAAAACAUAUACCAGGAAACUGAUCUUGAGAAAGUGUUGAUGAGAGAGAUUGUACUACAGUGUUGUGACGUCGUCGUCAAACUGAAGGAGUGUGUUCCUGGUCCCAUUCACUGUCCAAACAAACCACAGUGCCGUGCCUCCUAUAGAUUCUCCUGGUGUAAAGGUGAGGUGUGCAAUGAGGUCACCAAUAAACGAAAUCACUGCCAUCUGUGUCAGAAGUGUGUCCAGCCUAUGAAUCAACACUGUCAGUGUCAGUAG
Gigantopelta aegis is the source of this 5008-nucleotide messenger RNA. RefSeq lists its product as uncharacterized. NCBI's taxonomy places the organism in Eukaryota, Metazoa, Mollusca, Gastropoda, Neomphalida, Peltospiridae. The coding region runs from base 59 to 5008 and encodes 1649 amino acids. The record is from RefSeq and is a predicted model, not a curated record. The transcript is spliced from 10 exons.